This is a messenger RNA of Symbiodinium sp. CCMP2456, 510 nucleotides long. NCBI's taxonomy places the organism in Eukaryota, Dinophyceae, Suessiales, Symbiodiniaceae. The record is from the annotation of a GenBank genome assembly.
GGAGCUCCAUUGGAGGACGAUGCUGAGCUCGAUGUGCCUAUGGAUGUCCAGCUCGUCAUGCUGCCACUCGAAACAAGAUCCUUUACUUCCAAGGACGCCGCACUUGUUGAAGCUGCCGCUGAGGGUAAGCUGGAGCUAGUCGCGCAACUGCUGGCAGCCGGAGCUGACAAGGACGGACAGGUUAGAGGUGGAUGGGCCCCUCUCCAUGCAGCGUGCCGGUUUGGCCAGACGGAAGUCGUGACCUUGCUCUUGGAUGCUGGAGUGCAGAAGGAUGUUCCAGGCCCGUUUGGCGACACGCCUCUAUGCUGUGCGGUCAACGGAGAGCACGCAGACAUCGUGGAGUUGCUGCUUCGGGCGCGAGCAGAUCCGGAUCGGAAGUCUCCAAUCUUGAAGGCGGAUGGUCUUGUCAAUACAAGGAUUCUUAACUUGCUCCUGGAGUAUGGUGCUGACAAAGAAUGCCUCGAGCGCAGAAGGCGUCAAGAGGAGAUCCUACAGGGCUUAGACGAGUGA